Lolium perenne is the source of this 1281-nucleotide messenger RNA. The record is from RefSeq and is a predicted model, not a curated record. NCBI's taxonomy places the organism in Eukaryota, Viridiplantae, Streptophyta, Magnoliopsida, Poales, Poaceae.
AUGGGGAAGAAGAAGCACGACUCUGAGGCGUCCGACAGCGGCACCAAAAAAGGCCAUCUCCGCCUCAUCGCGGCCAGGGCGGAGGGCCGCCAGUUCGACCUCCCGCCGACGAUGACCGACAAGGAGAUUGAGAAGCUCGGCCUCCUCGUGUCACAUGUGGACCAACCGGUGCAGCCGCCACUGCCCCGGUAUGCCACUAACAUCAUAUCGCUGGACCUCACGGAGGAAGAGGCCCUACAACGGGCGCUGCAGAACUUGGCCCCGCAGCCACCACCUCCAGCUCCGUCGUUCAGCCCGUGGGCUACUCCACCUCCACCACCAGCGUUCAAUCUGUGGGCUGCUCCACCUCCACCGCCGGUGGCACCUGCGUUCAACCCGUGGGCUGCUCCACCUUCACCGGUGGUGGCACCGACUUCAGAAUGUAGAUGGACACGGAUGUCCGCGGACUCUCUUCGUCCGUGUCCGUCAGAAUUGCUAAACGUCGUCGCGGACGGGCCGUAUUUUUCAGACGGACUAACGGAAAGCUUCCACGGAGCCUGCCAGGCCCGUACCUCCUGCAAGAAAAAAAAGAACGAAGAAACAGAGCACCAGUCCUUCGUUGCUCCGUCUCCCUCGAUAGGGCAUGCCGGCGCGCCGCCACAGCUGAGCCGGCGCCCCGCUCCUCGCCGCCAGCCUGCGCCCGGCUCGUCGCCGCCCUCCACCCCCUCGUCCCACUUCCUCCCCGUCCUCCACCCCUCGUCCCACGUCCCUGCCGGCACUCUUUCCUCCUUCUCUUUGAUUCUCCCGCUCCGGCCCGGCUUGGCCGAGCAAAUCCUCCGCCUCCGAGAGCCGCCUCCUCGUCUCCAAGGCCGGCAGCCACGUCCGCCCGCCACCACCUCGCAUCACGACCUCGCGUCGCCGCUGCUUGCUCGACACGAGCUCGCGCCGCCAUGGGCGCUAGCGAGCAAGAUCCGCGACCAUGGCCGUAGCAGCAAGCUCCGCCCGGCCUCGCGUCGCCACGGCAGCAGCAACCUCCGCCGGUGCCUCACGCCGCCACGCCAGCCCAGCAGCAACGAGACGCGCCGCAGCAGGCCGGCCACGCCAAGGACGCGCAGCAGCAGUCCGGUCACGCCAGCAAGCUCCGCCUCCAGCUCCUCGACGAGCACGAACGUGCGGCAGCAAGCCGGCCACGCCAAGGACGCGCGGCAGCAGGUCGGCCACGGCAACGGCGAGGACCAACGGCGCCACGGCCAGCCAGGGACCCGAUUGCUUUUCUGUUUCUAUGUACAGGGACCCGAUUGA